Messenger RNA from Xenia sp. Carnegie-2017, 1563 nucleotides. RefSeq names its product ceramide synthase 6-like. The transcript has 10 exons. The record is from RefSeq and is a predicted model, not a curated record. Lineage: Eukaryota; Metazoa; Cnidaria; Anthozoa; Malacalcyonacea; Xeniidae. The coding region runs from base 161 to 1276 and encodes 371 amino acids. Gene Ontology annotation, cellular component: membrane. Gene Ontology annotation, molecular function: DNA binding; sphingosine N-acyltransferase activity. Gene Ontology annotation, biological process: ceramide biosynthetic process.
CAACUGCUGCUAUUGUAUCAUGGGGUAUCACAAUAUUACUUCCAAUUUUUUAAAUUUUAUGGAAGGGGUGUUUUAUAACACAGAUUUUUGAUAUUUCGUUUCCUUUAAUCGCUUCUGGAACAUCUGCUGUUCAUAUAUUUCGCUGGACAUAUUCAAGAAUAUGUGGAACUACUUGCUCAAUUCGUAUUGGAGUGAAAGCUUUUGGCUGCCAGCUAAUGUCACAUGGAAAGAUUUUCAGUCCAGUGAAAACAUGACUAUGCCUCAACCAAGCGAUCUCAAAAUAAUACCGCUUUUAACUAUACUUUUAAUAGUUACUCGAAUUUUUUUUGAAAGAUACAUUGGUUAUCACAUCUCACUAUUCAUUGGUGUUCCUGACAUAAAGAGAAAAAUGGCUGAACCAAACAAAAUACUUGAAAAAGUGUUCAAUACAAUAUGCAGGACACCAGAUAAAGAAAGAACUCGAGGACUUGCCAUGGAGUUGAAAUGGACUGAAAAACAAGUUAAACAAUGGUUUUACCUUAGAAGAAAUAUCAAGAAACCAACAAUAAUGAAGAAGUCAACUGAAAGCUGUUGGAGAUUUAUGUUUUAUUUUACUGCAUUUUAUACUGGACUCUAUCUUUUACACAAAGAGAAGUUUUUCUUUGACACACGUCAUGCCUGGUACAACUACCCUUACUAUAAUAUCAAAGCAUCAAUUUAUUAUUACUACAUGGUUGAAGCUUCGUUUUACACAUCGUUGAUAUUUUCUCAGUUUAUGGAUGUAAGAAGGAAAGAUUUCUGGCCAAUGUUUAUUCAUCACAAUGCAACGGUUGUCUUAAUCGUCAUGUCCUAUGUGACUAACCAUAUUCGUAUUGGUUGUCUUAUAAUUCUUGUACAUGAUUCAGCAGAUUAUUUUUUUGAGGCUGCCAAAGUUUUUAACUACGGCAAAAUGCAAAGAACUUGUGAUGUUCUUUUUGCACUUUUUGCUAUCAUAUUUUGUAUCAGUCGUUUGGUCAUAUACCCUGGAUGGAUUUUAAACACAGUAUUAUUUGAAGCAAGAGAGAUUGUUGGCCAUUUUAACUCUUGGUAUCCGUUUGUCAUUCUCCUUUCACUACUUCAGAUUCUUCAUUUCUUUUGGGCUUUCUUUGUUGUUCGUGUUGUGUAUACUUCUAUUGUUGAAGGAAAGGUCGACGGAGACGCGCGCAGUGAUAGUGAAGAAUCCGAGGAAGAAGAUUCGGAUGGUAAAGAAGCCCGUCCGGACACCAAGAUCAUUCAGAAUGGCAAGAAAAAGUUGUAAGUUUUUAGAUUGUAUAAAGAAAACAUUAAAGUUAUAGUUUAAAGAUUAUGUUCUUUCAAUUGUAUAAAGACGAUGUUAGAGCUUUAUAUCAUUGCCACUUGAUUAUUAAAAGGAAAUUGAUUGUUUUAUCAUUUUAUAUAUUUUAUUUGUACCAUAAAAGGGACAUGUUUUCAUUUUCGUGGUUAUGUAUUAUCUAUUAGCACGAUUGUUUUCAAAAAAUCUGUAGGUAUUUAUAAUAUUCUUUUGUUUUAAAAAUAAAAGCUAGAUUUUAUGGCAUAUAAACUCAA